GUGAAGUUCACCGUUCAAUACGAUUUUUCGAGUUUCAAAUUAUUCGUUUUAAUAUUAUGUCAAACAAUCAAACAUGCAGUUCAAUUUGAAAAUGCCCAUUAUAGAAUUGCGGAUAAGUUAAUACAAACCAAACAAAGAAAGUUUCGCUUAGGAUAGUCACUUCACUAAUGUUAACAGUUAUUAUCAUUUUGUGAUUGGGAAUUGGAUUUGUGAUUUGUUUCUGUUCAAAAAACGGAAACGUGUCCCUUUCUCUGGUUACAUGGUCGCUGUUACUGGCCGUCAUUGAUAUUAUACAUUUUUAAAGAAGUUUUCUACUACUGUAACAUGAAGUCGAUAUAUAGCGCAAUAAUUUUUAUAAUAUGGUCAAUAAAUACUUCUAAUUCGUCUAUAUUUGAGAGUGAUUCUUGUUAUUCCUUUGGUAGUGGAAAUGUUUUUCCCGGCGGUGCUAGGAAAAUCGAUCAUAAACUACAAUUCACUAAAGCAAUGAUAUCCAAACCGGCGCCAGAGUGGGAGGCAACUGCAGUUGUGAAUGGGGAGAUCACGCAACUUUCUUUGUCUAGUUUUAAAGGGAAAUAUUUAGUAUUUUUCUUUUAUCCUUUGGAUUUUACAUUCGUUUGUCCUACCGAAAUUUUGGCAUUUUCGGAAAGGAUUGAAGAAUUCAAGAAAAUAAAUACUGAAGUAGUGGCAUGCUCUGUUGAUUCACAUUUUACCCAUCUGGCAUGGAUUAACACACCACGGAAGGAAGGUGGUCUUGGGAAGAUAAAUAUUCCUCUGUUAAGUGACUUAACACAUUCUAUAGCUAAGGACUAUGGGGUGUACUUAGAGGAUGUAGGUCACACUCUCAGAGGGUUGUUUAUAAUUGAUGACAAAGGCAUAUUGCGACAGAUUACCAUGAAUGACCUGCCAGUGGGCCGGUCAGUAGAUGAAACCUUAAGAUUAGUUCAAGCAUUCCAGUAUACAGAUAAUCAUGGUGAAGUUUGCCCUGCUGGGUGGAAGCCAGGUCAAGAUACAAUUAUACCUAACCCAGCUGAAAAGAAAAAAUAUUUUGAAAAGGUGGCAAGAAAUUAGCAUAUUAAAAAAAAUAAUAUUAGGUUUUAACAGAUUUUUAAUAAAAGCAUAUACCAGUGUUUAAAAUUAAGGAAAAAUGGGCAAUUCUGAAUUAGAUUCUAUUUGUUAUAAGACAUAUUUUUUUAUAAAAACAAUCAUUAAUUAUACUAAUAUUUUUUUCAAAUACUCUAUUGAUGUUAAAAAAAAAUAUGUAAGUACAUAUGUAAUUUUAUUGUAAUUAUUCUUAUCAUCUUGAUAGGCUUAUCAUUGGAUUUUUAUUUCAUGAAUUUUGUCAUCAAUCAUCAAGACUGAUAUACACUAAAUGCUAUUUUUAUAAUCAUUGGUACUUUAUUUUAUUAAACAUUUUUUCUAUU
Molecule: messenger RNA, 1421 nt
Organism: Papilio polytes (common Mormon)
Lineage: Eukaryota; Metazoa; Arthropoda; Insecta; Lepidoptera; Papilionidae
Gene: Prx4
Product: peroxiredoxin
Exons: 5
Coding region: 325-1068 (247 amino acids)
Biological process (GO): response to oxidative stress; hydrogen peroxide catabolic process; cellular response to stress
Cellular component (GO): cytosol; endoplasmic reticulum
Molecular function (GO): thioredoxin peroxidase activity
Source: RefSeq, a predicted model, not a curated record